UAGGCGGAUAUAAUGUUACCAUAGUAACAGCAUAGUCUCAGCUCCUCUGUUGAUUCUCUGCAGUAGCUAACUUCCUGUGAAUAAACUGCCGAAAAGUGGCCUGCUGAUCAUUUCUUAACCACUGAGAUAGAGCGUUUACUUCAGGACCAUUAAGGCUCUGAGGAAGGUAGGAUGUCGAAUGAUCUUGCCGGUGUGUGGGAGGUGGCACUGAGUGAUGGAGUCCACAGGAUAGAGUUUGAACAUGGCACAACCACCGGAAAGAGGGUCAUCUACGUUGAUGGAAAGGAGAUACUGAGGCGGGACUGGAUGUUCAAACUUGUGGGGAAGGAGACAUUCAGUGUGGGCAAAUCGGACACCAAAGCAACCAUCAACAUUGAUGCAGUCAGUGGUUUCGCCUAUGAGUACACCUUGGAGAUCAACGGGAAGAGCUUGAAGAAGUACAUGGAGAACAGAUCAAAGGUCACCAGCACCUGGGUCCUCAACUUGGACGGCAUUGACUGCAGGGUGGUCCUGGAGAAAGACACCAUGGAUGUUUGGUGUAAUGGACAAAAUAUUGAGACUGCAGGGGAGUUUGUGGAUGAUGGCACAGAAACACAUUUCACACUCGGAGACCACAACUGCUGUGUGAAGGCUGUGAGCAGCGGGAAGAGACGAGACGGGAUCAUUCACACACUGCUCGUGGAUGGCACAGAGAUAACUGAAUGCACAGAGUGACUGUGUGUGUGUGUGUUUACAUUCAUAUGAAAGCAGAGGUCUGGUUUGUGUGUGUGACUCUUGUGACUCUGUUUGAGUCGGGGACCAACUGACAAAAAUACAGUAUGCGCUCCUACGUUUGGAUGUCCCAUGCUCUGGAGGGUAUGUUAGCCAUAUUCUGGUACUGUAAAGGUUGUCCUGUAAUUAAUAUAGUACGAGCUGAAGACAGGACCUGCAUCACAAAAAGGGAUUUACUGUCUCAAUAUUUAACUUCACACUGAAAAACAGUUUUGAGUUGUAAACUGGUACUUUAUAUUGAUAUAAAUACUAUCAAUUUCAGUAACAUUAUCAACAUUGGAGGCCAGAUGUGCCAUAUUUAUCUAACUCAGCUGAGCUCGGUUAGCCCUCCGGUCGUUAACAUGAGCUGCUGGUGUUCUCUUACAGAUGUACUGUACAUGUUGUCAUUUUGUAGAAAACAACCACCCACCUUACAAAUAACCUGGCCCAGUAAACCCCAGACUCAACCUGCUCUCCCUGCUCUUCAUACUCGCUUUCUUGUAUUUUUCAACAUUGCGCAGUAGGAGGAUUAAAUACAGGGUACAAGAUUAUUCCUUGAAAGUAGCAUCAUUCAGUGUGCACUGCUCAGGAGUGAACUUUGUUUAGUCCUAUGUUGACUUGUUUGUAUGAUUAGUUCAGCCAGUUGAUAUUACAGUAAUAUGUAAUUAUCUUUUAGCACACUGCUGUAGAUGUGUCAAAACAUCCUAGGGUGUACAUCCUAUUGUCUACAAUUUAAUAUAAAAGCUGUAACAAUUUCAUAGACAAUCGUUCAGAUGUGACGUUAUUGCCAGUAAUAAAUCAUAUACACAGCUGAAGUAAAUCUCUUGCUGAUAUCCAAACAGACUCCCUGUCGUCUUCAGAGAUGUGUGGAAUUCUGUUGUGCUGUCAAAUUAUUAGUUUCUUUUUUUAUGUAAAGGCCAGAUGCUGUGGUUACACAGAAUUUAAGCUAAACGCAUUUAUAAAGUCAUGGUUACAAAUUAAAGAUUGAACAUUUCUCCAAUGUAUCUCAAAUGCUUGUUUACAUUUUGCAAAGAGAGACAUUUACUAUUUUAUUGAGCACUACUAAAUACAGUGAAAACUUUCCAUCAACAACAGUUUUGUGUUUAGACCAACAGCAAAACAAAUCUCAAGGUCCACCCUGUUGUUAAAGUCUCCAUGACAACUUUCAUGCUCAAUAUACUGGGAUUUCUAAAAUUUGUGUUAUUGUAACAACAAUAUGAGGCACCGCUUUUUAUGUCUUUGUAUGUCCCGUAUUAAAGCUUUGUUUAUACAUGUAUUUAUUUUGUUUACUGUUACGGUAUGUUUGUAAAAUGUAAAUUGUUUUGGAUUUCAUUAAAUCCAUGUAGCUGAUCAGGUUUCAUUGAGCUUCAUGAAAGGAUCUUCAAAUAUAAAUUAUUAAAAGUCA
Molecule: messenger RNA, 2155 nt
Organism: Siniperca chuatsi (mandarin fish)
Lineage: Eukaryota; Metazoa; Chordata; Actinopteri; Centrarchiformes; Sinipercidae
Gene: faima
Product: Fas apoptotic inhibitory molecule a
Exons: 5
Coding region: 172-714 (180 amino acids)
Biological process (GO): negative regulation of extrinsic apoptotic signaling pathway via death domain receptors; canonical NF-kappaB signal transduction; positive regulation of neurogenesis
Source: RefSeq, a predicted model, not a curated record